GAGCCCAGUAGGUGGAUGAGUGACUGGCGAUCAGGGGCUUCGGCUAAUCGCGAACGGGAAUGUCGAGCGAGAUGAAUGUGAGGAGGCGUAAGAAUGCCACGGGCAAGACUGCAGGGCGGGAGCCGGCACAGCCUCGCAAGGACAAUGUCAGUCUCAUGUGCAGAGUUUUGGGAUUUGACUGGUCCGACUUGUCCAGUUGGCACCGCUUUGUUUGUCUCAUGAACCGACCCACUGACCCGGCCGGACUGGGAAUAUUCCGCUUUCUGUUCGGUCUGCUGAUGGUUCUGGACAUUCCCCAGGAGAGAGGCAUGAGUUACCUGGACUAUAAGUAUCUGGAUGGACUGGACGUGUGCAGGUUCCCUCUCUUUAACUCCCUGCGCCCCCUGCCCCUGGACUUCAUGUAUUUGGUCUAUGUGAUCAUGCUGCUGGGUGCACUUGGAAUCAUGCUUGGUUGUUUUUAUCGCCUCAGCUGUCUCUUCUUUCUCCUACCAUACUGGUAUGUUUUCUUUCUGGACAAGACCUCGUGGAACAACCACUCUUACCUCUAUGGUCUCAUAGGUUUCCAGCUGUGCCUGCUAAAUGCCAACCGCUACUGGUCUAUUGAUGGCUUACUGAACCCCCGCAAGCGCAAUGCACAUGUUCCACUUUGGAAUUACACUACUCUUCGGGUUCAGAUCUUCAUUGUUUAUUUUAUUGCGGGUAUAAAGAAACUGGACGCUGACUGGGUGGAAGGUUAUUCAAUGGGAACUCUCUCUCGUCAUUGGUUGUUUGAUCCUUUCAAGCUCUUUCUAUCAGAGGAGAUGACCAAUCUUGUGGUUGUGCACUGGGCAGGCCUUAUAUUGGACUUGACCGCUGGCUACUUGCUGUUCUUUGAUGUGACUCGUCCUGUGGCUUUGUUUUUUGUCAGUUAUUUUCACUGCAUGAAUUCCCAGCUCUUCAGCAUAGGCAUGUUCUCAUACACCAUGCUGGCAACCAGCCCUCUUUUCUGCUACCCUGAUUGGCCCAGAAGGCUGAUUGCUAAACUUCCCCGCUGCCUGCAGUAUGUCCUGCCACAGACACAGCCCCCGCAGGAGAGUAUGGAAUGUGUGUACACUGGACGGAAGGGAAAGACCGCUUCCCAGCCUGGAUUGUGGCACAAGCUUGGAGCAGCCUUUACUGUGCUUUACAUUAUAGAGCAGCUCUUCUUGCCUUACUCCCAUUUUAUCACUCAGGGCUACAAUAAUUGGACAAAUGGACUAUACGGAUAUUCGUGGGAUAUGAUGGUUCACUCACGGUCACACCAGCAUGUUAAAAUCACCUACAGAGAUGGAAUCACUGGGGAAAUUGGAUACCUUAACCCUGGGGUAUUCACACAGACGAGGCGCUGGAAAGAUCAUGCGGACAUGCUGAAGCAGUAUGCGGUCUGCCUGCAAGGUCUGCUGGGCGCAUACAACAUCUCACAACCAGAGAUCUACUUCGAUGUGUGGGUGUCUAUCAACGACCGCUUCCAGCAGAGGCUGUUUGAUCCUACUGUGGACAUUGUAAAAGCUGAGUGGUCUCCAUUCCAUAAGACUCCCUGGCUGAAGCCGCUGCUGGUUGAUCUUUCACCUUGGAGGGCAAAGUUUCAGGAGGUGGAGGAUUCUCUGGAUAAUCAGACGGAUGUAGUGUUCAUUGCAGAUUUCCCAGGCUUAUUUUUGGAGAACUUCGUAAGUGAGGAUCUGGGUAAUACAAGCCUACAUAUCCUUCAGGGUGAGGUUAAUGUGGAAAUAGUAAAGGAGGAGAGGAACGUCACUUUAAGAGAGGGAGACCACAUGCAGUUGCCAGCUGGUGAAUAUCAUAAAGUAUUCACAGUGUCUCCAGGCCCUUCCUGUUACAUGUACAUCUAUGUAAAUACUACGGCCGUGACCCUGGAGAAAAAUUUUACACGGCUACUAGAACUGAAGGAGAGGGCUGAAAAUGGAAGUGAAACUUUCCAGCUUCCUCCUGAACUCCAGCCCAUUAUCUCGGGUACAGUGGAGGACGUCCAUAACACAGACCCGCUUGUUCUUGCCUACCUGCGCAGGCAGAAGAGGCUGGAGCUGUCAGAAAGGAGACGAAACGCAACUUUAUUGCAGAGGGUUGAUCGUUUCUGCGGUAAAAAAUACUACUUGCUACGUCGAAGCUUCCUAAUGACAGCAAUUGCAAUGAGGAACUUGGCAUUAGGUCGUCCAUCACUGGAACAGCUGGCAGAGGAAGUCUCAUUUGCAAAUGUAAAGUAUGAAGACCCUUUCAUGAAAAGUGAAAAGCAGCAGGACAGCCUACAUCACGAACCAGAGCACAUAGAAUUGUGAUCAUCACCAAGUCAGGAAAUGGAUGAUAUAUAAUAAUCACACAGGAACCAAAGUAUUGGACAGCUAUAUUAAGGGAUACAGAGAUGCUAUUAAGACAAGUGCCUAUCUUUCUACUGCACAGCCCAACACAGGUAUCCAGCAAACAAACACAUUCCAGUGUUAGCAUUUUUUUUGCAAUUAUGCUGAGCAGUGCAAUCUAUUACGACUUCCCUUUUUUACCAGCUGUGCAUAAAUACACCUGUUAAGACUGAAAAGAAUUAGCUCAAUUGUGUGAGCAUUUUGUGGAAGAAAAAAAAAAAUCUUGCAGUCAACAGGUGCUUAUAAGUGCAAGGGGUUAGCUGGUUAAGUCGUGAACAAUAUAAACUAACUUUUGCAAAGUAACUCAUGACUAAUGUUUGUACCGAGUGAAUAAAUGUAUUUGAGAAA
Molecule: messenger RNA, 2735 nt
Organism: Xenopus laevis (African clawed frog)
Lineage: Eukaryota; Metazoa; Chordata; Amphibia; Anura; Pipidae
Gene: ggcx.L
Product: gamma-glutamyl carboxylase L homeolog
Cellular component (GO): endoplasmic reticulum membrane
Molecular function (GO): gamma-glutamyl carboxylase activity; vitamin binding
Source: RefSeq, marked provisional